AUGCUUUUUACAUCCAUCCUCUCAUGCUGGGAAAGCGCGCGCGCUCCUGCGACGGUGCCGCAGGCUACUCGACCCGCAAAACGAAUAACCCGCGCCAUCGAGACCUCGGCUCCUCGCCCAGAAGGAAGACUUUACUCCUCUAUUGACCACUGCUCUCGAAGUAUCGGCUCUAUUAACCUUGGUUGCGGCCUUUCUGUAUUCCCUCAUCUUCGAGAACACCGGGCGUGCUCCGUUGACCCUCCUUGCCCGCCACGCCUGCCCAGAUCGAGCUCGCUCCUCCGACCGCAGCCCUCCCUCUGCGCCUCAAGAGAACUUGCCCUCCUUCGAACGCAUCACACAGUGCUCCCUAAUGUCCGUCCGCCGACGCGAAAAGACAUCACCAUCACUGAGAAGAAACAGCUGGCCGGGUACAACAUAACUGUGGACAAACAGAUUGCGCUUGCGGAUGCGCUUGCGGAUGCGCUUGCGGAACUUAUAAGGACACUCAAGCGAAGCCGUGAGCAGGAGCCUUCACCCCAUGCACAAGCAAUCACAGACACGGAGAGCUGCGUCGGUGGAAAAUGAGACUACGGCCCGGAAGAUGGAGGAGCACAUCCUUUUCCGGGGCGAGGGCUACCGUAGUGGAUUUUAGAAAAAGAAGCGCAAGGAAGACUACCGGACGGUCGUCAAGCGGCUUAGGUGGGCGACCCACGCGAAGCUAGAGCCAUAGGUCCUACUCCGUGAAGCCCUGCAGUGCAAGACCGCACAACUUCGCGGCAAGCAGGAGGAAGACAUAGCGGCGACACUCUCCGGCGAGCCCUGUCGUUACCUUGAUGCCUACUAGUGGGGCGCUGAUGGUCUCUCGUUUAGCAAGUGGGAAGUAAAUUCACACAAGUCCGUCCAGAACCCGGCACUCAAUAUCAUGACUCGCACAGGAAAUGGUAAUACCGGU
Mytilinidion resinicola is the source of this 931-nucleotide messenger RNA. RefSeq lists its product as uncharacterized. Lineage: Eukaryota; Fungi; Ascomycota; Dothideomycetes; Mytilinidiales; Mytilinidiaceae. The record is from RefSeq and is a predicted model, not a curated record. The coding region runs from base 1 to 564 and encodes 187 amino acids. The transcript is spliced from 3 exons.